GCCCCGGGCUGGGGCUGGAAAGUGGCGGAUCCGGUUUGUCCAGGGCGGGUCUGCGAGAGGAGUUGGCCGGGGGAACGCCGGCGUCCGAGGGCUGCGGAGGCUGCGGCGGCUGCGGCAGCAUGGUGGGGCCGGAGAAGGAGCAGAGCUGGAUCCCCAAGAUCUUCAAGAAGAAGACCUGCACGACGUUCAUAGUUGACUCGGCAGACCCGGGAGGAUCCCUGUGCCAGUGUGGGCGCCCCCGGAGCGCCCACCCUUCUGUGGCCGUGGAAGAUGCGUUCGGGGCAGCUGUGGUGACCGUGUGGGACAGCGACGCACACACCACGGAGAAGCCCACCGAUGCCUACGGGGAACUGGACUUCCUGGGGGCCGGCCGCAAUCCCAGCAAUUUUCUCCGGCUCUCUGACCGCACGGAUCCAGCUACUGUUUACAGUCUGGUCACACGCACAUGGGGCUUCCGAGCGCCGAACCUGGUGGUGUCCGUACUGGGGGGAUCGGGGGGCCCCGUCCUCCAGACCUGGCUGCAGGACCUGCUGCGACGAGGGCUGGUGCGGGCUGCCCAGAGCACAGGAGCCUGGAUCGUUACUGGGGGGCUGCACACAGGCAUCGGCCGGCAUGUUGGCGUAGCUGUGCGGGACCACCAGACGGCCAGCACGGGGUGCACCAAGGUGGUGGCCAUGGGUGUGGCCCCCUGGGGAGUCGUCCGGAACAGAAACAGCCUCACCAACCCCAAGGUGGCGCAGCAGAAGACGGGCGUGGGAGGGACUGGAAUCGACAUCCCUGUCCUCCUCCUCCUCAUCGACGGUGAUGAGAAGAUGUUGGAGCGAAUAGAGAACGCCACCCAGGCCCAGCUCCCCUGCCUCUUGGUGGCAGGCUCUGGGGGAGCCGCAGACUGCCUGGCGGAGACACUGGAGGACACUCUGGCCCUGGGGAGUGGCGGGAUCAGACGAGGGGAAGCCCGAGAUCGGAUUAGGCGUUUCUUCCCCAAAGGAGACCCUGAGGUCCUGCAGGCCCAGGUGGAGAGGAUCAUGACCCGGAAGGAGCUGCUGACAGUCUAUUCAUCUGAGGACGGCUCUGAAGAAUUCGAGACCAUCGUUCUGAAGGCUCUUGUGAAGGCCUGUAGGAGCUCUGAGGCUUCCGCUUACCUGGACGAGCUGCGUUUGGCUGUGGCUUGGAACCGCGUGGACAUUGCCCAGAGCGAACUCUUUCGGGGGGACAUCCAAUGGCGGUCCUUCCACCUGGAGGCCUCCCUCAUGGACGCCUUGCUGAAUGACCGGCCCGAGUUCGUGCGCUUGCUUAUCUCCCACGGCCUCAGCCUGGGCCACUUCCUGACCCGGUCGCGCCUGGCCCAGCUCUACAGCGCGGCGCCCUCCAGCUCUCUCAUCCGCAGCCUUCUGGACCAGGCGUCCCACGGCUCGGGCACCAAAGCCCCAGGCCCAAAGGGGGGUGCUGUGGAGCCCCGCCCCCCUGACGUGGGGCAGGUGCUGAAGAUGCUGCUGGGGGAGAUGUGCGCGCCGAGGUACCCCUCCGGGGGCUCCUGGGACCAGGGCUACCCGGGCCAGGGCGGCGAGGAGAGCGCGGGUCUGCUCCCCGACAGGACCACCUCGGAAUUGUCCCUGGACGCUGGCCUCGGGCAGGCCCCAUGGAGUGACCUGCUCCUUUGGGCACUGCUGCUGAACAGAGCCCAGAUGGCCAUGUACUUCUGGGAGAUGGGAUCCAAUGCCGUGGCCUCAGCUCUUGGGGCCUGUUUGUUGCUGCGAGUGCUGGCGCGCCUGGAGUCCGAGGCUGAGGAGGCAGCCCGGAGGAAAGACCUGGCGGCCAAGUUUGAGGGGAUGGGUGUUGACCUCUUUGGCGAGUGUUACCGCAGCAGUGAGGCAAGGGCCGCCUGCUUACUUCUCCGUCGCUGCCCACUCUGGGGGGAUGCCACCUGCCUCCAGCUUGCCAUGCAGGCUGACGCCCGUGCCUUCUUUGCCCAGGAUGGGGUCCAGUCUCUGCUGACACAGAAGUGGUGGGGGGAGAUGGACAGCACCACGCCCAUCUGGGCCCUGGUUCUCGCCUUCUUUUGCCCCCCACUCAUCUACACCCACCUCAUCACCUUCAGGAAAUCAGAAGAGGAGACCACACAGAAGGACCCAGAGUUUGACGUGGACAGGGCUGUUAAUGGGGAAGGGCCUGUCAGGCUGACCCCGGGCUUGUAUGACCUGGGCCGCACUGUCUUCUGCCUCGACUACAUGGUUUUCACGCUGCGGCUGCUGCACAUCUUCACGGUCAACAAACAGCUGGGGCCCAAGAUCGUCAUCGUGAACAAGAUGAUGAAGGACGUGUUCUUCUUCCUCUUCUUCCUUGGCGUGUGGCUGGUUGCCUACGGGGUGGCCACGGAGGGGCUGCUCAGGCCCCAGGACGGCGACCUCUCGAGUAUCCUGCGCCGCGUCUUCUACCGGCCUUACCUGCAGAUCUUCGGGCAGAUCCCCCAGGAGGACAUGGACGUGGCCCUCAUGACGCCCAGCAACUGCUCUGCAGAGGAGGGCUUCUGGGCCAAACCCAGUGGGCCCAAGGCCGGCUCGUGCGUCUCUCAGUAUGCCAACUGGCUCGUGGUGCUGCUCCUCGUCGUCUUCCUGCUGGUGGCCAACAUCCUGCUGGUCAACUUGCUCAUUGCCAUGUUCAGCCACACGUUCGGCAAGGUCCAGGGCAACAGCGACCUCUACUGGAAGUCGCAGCGGUACAGCCUCAUCCGGGAAUUCCACUCUCGGCCAGCGCUGGCCCCGCCCCUUAUCGUUAUCUCCCACGUGCGCCUCCUCUUCCGGCGAUUGUGCCGCAGGCACCGGAUCAAUUUGCCGCUCUCCCCGGUCAAGCAUUUCCGGAUCUACCUCUCUAAGGAGGACGAGCGGACGCUGUUGACGUGGGAAUCGGUGCAAAAGGAGAACUUCCUGCUGGCGCGUGCUCGGGAAAAGCGGGACAGUGACUCCGAGCGUCUGAAGCGCAUGUCCCAGAAGCCUGGGGGAGAAGGCGGAACUGUCCAGCAUUGCGGUCGCGUUCUGACCUGGGUGGCCGAGGCCCUGAGUCGCUCUGCCUUGCUGCCCCCGGGUGGGCCGCCUCCCCCAGUCCCGCCUGAGUCAGAAGACUGAGCCCUGCUGGCGGACUUCAAGGAGUAGCCUUCACAGGGGUGUUUUGCUCCUAGAGUAAGGCCCACCUGGGCCUGGGUCUCCACACCUGGUGGCCUUGUCCUUGAGGUGGGACCCAUGCCCAAGGUCCACCACCUGGGCUGCUGCUGAGAUCACCUCAGGAAGUGUCAUACGUGUGAGCCACAGCAUGCCCGGCUCCUCCCAGAACCAGCCCCACUCUGGGAGGAUCAAGCACUGGAGCCCAGGUCGGUGCCCCUCCAAGGGCCCUGCCACAGCAGGGGGAGGCUGGAGGGUCCUCAGAGUUUAGGGACCACAGACCCCACUCACAGCUUCUCCUCACUGGGGAAAUAAAGCACUUGAGAGAAA
Messenger RNA from Carlito syrichta (Philippine tarsier), 3485 nucleotides. RefSeq names its product transient receptor potential cation channel subfamily M member 4 (gene TRPM4). The coding region runs from base 120 to 3122 and encodes 1000 amino acids. Gene Ontology annotation, molecular function: ligand-gated calcium channel activity; calcium-activated cation channel activity. The transcript is spliced from 24 exons. Gene Ontology annotation, cellular component: membrane. The record is from RefSeq and is a predicted model, not a curated record. NCBI's taxonomy places the organism in Eukaryota, Metazoa, Chordata, Mammalia, Primates, Tarsiidae. Gene Ontology annotation, biological process: calcium ion transmembrane transport.